Messenger RNA from Saccoglossus kowalevskii, 2445 nucleotides. RefSeq names its product ADAM 17-like protease. NCBI's taxonomy places the organism in Eukaryota, Metazoa, Hemichordata, Enteropneusta, Harrimaniidae. Gene Ontology annotation, molecular function: metalloendopeptidase activity. Gene Ontology annotation, biological process: membrane protein ectodomain proteolysis; Notch signaling pathway. The record is from RefSeq and is a predicted model, not a curated record. Gene Ontology annotation, cellular component: plasma membrane.
UAUUAGAUAACAUCAUACCAAUUGUUUGCUCGCUGAUAAUACACAGUUUCAAUCGACCUUCUGUGAAAAAGCGAAUCAAAAUGCUGAAACUACUACUUUUAUUUACAUUUGCCAACGUACAAGGAAUAACAGGUUCCUUGCAUGAUGCAUUGCAUUAUUUCGAAACUCUUCAUCUUAGUCAGGUCACACACCAAAUGGUCAGAAGAGAUGCUGAUACUGCUCUCCGAGAUGUAAAACAAAUUUCUUUCUCAGUGCUUGGGAGAGACUUCAAUCUACACCUAUUUCCAACAAAAGGCAUUUUAUCUUCUGACUUUAAGGCGUAUUCAGUAAAAGGGGAUGGUCGUAAAGAUGAGCAUAUCGUCAAAGAAGAUUUACUUUAUCAUGGUUAUACAACUGAUGAACAAAACUCCUAUGCCAAAGUAAUGAUUGAGAAAGAUGGUUUAACAGCUUCGAUAAAAACACCAGAUGAUGUUUACAUUAUUGAGCCAUCCUGGAGGCAUGUACCAGAACCACAUGACUUUCAUAUGAUUGCAUACAAAGGUUCAGACAUGAAGUAUAAUUUUACUAAAGAUGGACAAUCAAGCUUUUGUGGUCAUGGUCACCAUUUACCAAAAGAGCUACAGCAAGAUUUGGAGAAUUACAGACAAUCUUGGAAAUAUUCUCCCAAUGCUUAUUCCAAUGUCACAGAUCAAAAGAAACACAGUAGGUCAAAAAGAAGAAUCCCAAGCAAAAAUAUUUGUCAACUGUUGUUGGUAGCUGAUUAUAGAUUUUUUGAAACAAUGGGCCGCGGUGAGGAAGAAAAUACUGUCAAUUAUAUGAUAAGUCUGGUAAAUCGAGUUAAGACAAUUUACAAGGAUACUUAUUGGGCUGGUGACUUAAUAGGAUUAAGUUUUGAAAUUAAAGAGAUAUUGGUUCAUACGGAGGCCACAUUCGUAACCAAAGAUCAACGCCACUAUAAUGAACGCAAAUCCAAUCCAUGGGAUGUGUCAGAUUUACUUGAGGUAUUCAGUGUACACGACUAUUCAGAUGUGUGUCUUGCUCAUCUCUUUACAUAUCAAGAUUUCAGUAACGGUGUCCUAGGGUUGGCAUACAUUGCAACUGCUAGAAGUUAUGCUGUUGGUGGCAUCUGCUCCGAUCCUUAUUAUUCAAGCUCUGGUAAACUAUUUUUAAAUACUGGUCUGACAACAACACUCAACUGGGGGCGACGAAUCCUGACACGAGAGGCUGAUCUUGUCACUGCACACGAACUUGGUCAUAAUUUUGGCAGUGAGCAUGAUCCAGAUACCAAGGAAUGUUCUCCUGAUGAUGUCGAUGGUGGUAAAUACAUCAUGUAUCCUGCUGCAGUCAGUGGCCUUUUUGACAACAACAAGUUGUUUUCGCCAUGCAGUCAGAGAUUUGUGGGUCCAGUGUUGGAAUCAAAAAUAAACAAGUGUUUUACCUAUCCUUCUGGCGCAUUUUGUGGUAAUUUUCAAGUGGAAGCUGGCGAGGAAUGUGAUGCUGGACUUGUUGGCCUGGAAACGGAUCAACAUAAUUGUUGUUCUAGUGAUUGCUAUCUGAAAAAUGUUCAGUGUAGUGAUGCCAACUCGGAGUGUUGUGUUGAGUGUUCCUUUGCCACAGCUGGAAUGGAUUGCAGAGUGAGUGAUGAUAUAGGUUGUAUAGCUACUGCACAGUGUACAGGAAAUAGUGAUGUCUGCCCUGAAUCACAGCCGAAGGCAAAUCAUUCCGAUUGUGUGGAUGAUGGGAAAUGUUAUGGAGGUAGAUGUUAUACAUUCUGUGAGACCAAGCACAUGUUGCCUUGCAUGUGCCCGCAAGAAUCGGAAUCUUGUUAUCGAUGUUGUCACGAACCUGGGUCUGAUUCAGUGUUGGAUUGCAAUAUAUAUACAGAUGACGAAGAUUUUAAGCAUCCAUUUAAACUGCCUGAUGGCCAACCAUGUGGACAUGGCUUCUGUCAAAAUGGUUAUUGUGAAAAAUCUACUCAAGAUGUGGUGAAGCGAUUAUGGUCAAUAAUAGAAGAUAUCAAUAUCAAUAAAAUUGUGAAGUUUAUGGAAGAUAACAUUGUUGGUACAAUUAUAAUAUUAUCUCUACUGAUCUGGGUUCCAUGCAGUUGUCUGGUCCACUAUGUUGAUAAGAAAAGAGAUGAAGAAGCAGUGGAUAUAAACAACUGGCUCCAUCCAACCAAUCGCGUAUUGAUACGACCAGAAGAUGAGAAAAACAUCCAGAAGCACAAACCACCAACUAGAACAGGACAAGGUGUAGUACAAAAAGAAACGUAUCUUUAGCAUGCAGCUUGCAUUGUAAUAGCAUGCUUUACCGUAUUUGUAGUUUUGUUUAUAAUUUCUACAAUAACCACGUAAUGUAACAAACUUUAAUAGUGUUUAAGUAAUGCAAUCAGGUAUUCAAAUUGCUGUGAAUUAAUUAUAAUUUCAGCAUUAAUUUUAAAUAAUG